Molecule: messenger RNA, 1341 nt
Organism: Diaporthe citri
Lineage: Eukaryota; Fungi; Ascomycota; Sordariomycetes; Diaporthales; Diaporthaceae
Exons: 5
Coding region: 1-1341 (446 amino acids)
Source: RefSeq, a predicted model, not a curated record
AUGGCGCUCCCUCCCAAGCUCAAGGGCCACCGUCUGCUCUUCUUCAGCGACGACCCGGCUGCUCCGGCACCCACGGAGGCAUCGGCAGCUGAUCCCCUGCACACGAUAGAACUCUAUCUGGAUUUCGUGUGUCCCUUCUCAGCAAAGCUCUUCAAGACCUUUAUCACGUCCGUUGCUCCCAAGAUCCGGGCGGACCCCAAGUUGGCAAGCAAGCUGCAGGUCAUUUUCCGCCAGCAGGUCCAGCCCUGGCACCCGUCGUCAACGCUCGUUCACGAGGCUGCCCUCGCUGUGAACCAGCUUGCCCCGUCCAAGUUUUGGACCUUCAGCGAGGCCCUAUUCAACGACCAAAAGUCGUACUUUGACGUCAACAUUGUGAACGAGCCUCGGAAUGCCACGUACAAGCGCUUGGCUAAGCUAGCGGCGGACAGCACUGGUGUGAGCGAGGGCGAGGUGUACAAGCUGCUGGCUAUCCCCGAAAAGCCGGCCGACGAUGGCAGCUUGAACAUUGGGAACGGGGUGACGAAUGACCUCAAGCUCACUAUCAGGAUUGCCCGUCUGGUCGGAGUCCACGUUAGCCCCACUGUUAUCUUCAACGGUGUGGUCAACAACGAUAUCAGCUCCGGCUGGAGUGCUGAUCAGUGGCUCGAGUAUCUGGGCAAGUCUCGCGUCGUUGUCCCUUUGGUGAGCCGUGAGCAGUUCAUCAGGAGAGCCUCAUCAUCGCCACCCGCGCCAAAACCGAAGGGGCCCAAGUUCGCAAUCCCCCAGAGGAUGAUCAUCUACCACAUCGGAACGCCUAGGAUCAUGUUCCUGGGUGCCCUGAAGCUGACGACAAUCUUUGUCUUCGGCUUCUUCGCCCUCGUCGUGAUACCAGGAUGUGUGUCCGCGGACAUGCCGCUCUGGCAGACCACCGGAUUGGCCGUCGCCAGCGUGAUCCCCUUCCUGGGGGUCUGGUACCUCACCUCGCCCAUGGUGGUCUGGAUCCACAUGCGCGUGCCCGACAAGUACCGCCGGUCCAAGCACGUGGUGGACCUGUUCCUCGACGCCCCGCCCGCCGACGCCGAGGUCACCAUCACCAACAUGGGAGCCGUGUUCAAGCCGCGCAUCAGCAACGUCAGGAUCUCCGACCUAAAGCCUGAGAAGAAGCGGUUCGGGCUGAUCAACUACACGCGCGACACCGCCAAGGAGAAUUCUCAGCGCAAGUGGUGGAUGUUCAGGGCGAUGGGCGGCUUCAGGAUCGAGGAUGAGACCACCACGGGGUCCAAGACGAAGUGGGCGUGGGAGGCUGUGGCGAAGCAGAUCCGGCAGAGGGCAGGGGAGGGGAAGAAGACCAGGAGGGCGUAA